AUGGUGCAGGCUGUUAAUGGGGGUUGGACGGGUCCCUGGGAGCUGACCACCUGGGCACAUUUGAUUUUGGAGGUUAUCAAUGAUUGCACCAUCCCAAUGGUGGAUUUGCCGGACGUGCCAAGGGAAAGUGGGGUACGCACCUCAGACCUGUACUAUUACACCACCGAAAUAGACUGCACCAUCCGUAAGGUUCAACUAACAGUGCAAAUGCUCACCAUCCUCUUUAAAGGAGUCUACUCGGUGGGAGCAACAAUUAAAGUGGUGCCGGAGGAGAAAGUUUAUGCCACUGUGUCCUGUACCGAGCCAGAGCCCCCAAAGAAGAAGGCUCCGCCCCUUUUAGUGUCUCAUGUUGUCCUCCCUGUUAGGCCCCGCCCCCUCCUGCUGGUCGGCGUCCUCCAGCUCCCGUCUGAAAGGUCAGAGUUCACACAGAGCCUGGAGCUCAGAGAUGCUACAGCCUCUGUGAGCUGCAUCGUCACGGAAACCACAGAGGAGGAGGAUGGAGGUCAGAGGUCGGUCUUCAACACCGCCUGGAUCGGCAGCCUGGUGUGUGUGCGGAGCUUCACCAUGGUAACGGAGCGGUUCCUCCAAUCAUUGUUCCCGUCCUGCCGACACCUGUACCAGAACCGCUCCAUCUCCAACAGAACCUGCAGAGUUUACCUGCAGUUCUCUCUGGAUCACCUGGUCAUUCUGAGCCCCUCUGUUGCCAUGGCAACACACCUGAGGAUUAGGGGGGCGGAGCCAGGAAGUGACGACCAGCAGAGGAACCACAGAGAGGAAGAGGAUGAUGAUGAUGAUGAAGGCUCAUGUCUGAAGAAAAGGCGAUGUGAUGAAGAGCUCUCCUCCGUUGCCAUGGUAACAGCUCCUGAGGGUGGGGCCUCCCAGCCCUGUGUUUCUAUGGUGAUUAGGGUGGAGUCUAAAGGAGGCGUGGCCUGGAGGAAUGCAGUGAUUGGUGGGAGCUGUGAGGGGGCGGGGCUUCCGCUGGGCUUCUCUGCUACGGCUCUGCUGAUUGGUCCAGUGGUCCGCUGGGGGCGGGACCCAAAGAACCAGCCAAUGAUGGAGAAGGAGGUGAAGCCAGAGAGGGAGGAGAAGGUGCUGCUGCAGUUCUCAGGUGUUUCCUCUCGAUGGUUUCCUCUCCUCCAGCCUGGAUCCGUCUACAGACUCACAGCACCAAACACUCAGGAUCCCAGCGUUCUGAUUGGCUGCAGUGUUGCUGGGCAGAAGGGGGUGGAGCUUCAUGCUGACUCCUCCCUCCAGGUGCGACCUGAUUGGAGGUUCCACACUCUGACCCGCCCCCUGCUGCUGCCCCACACCUGGACUCAGGCUCCGCCCCCCUCCACGGUGUCCCAGGUGUUGGACUGCAGGUCAGAGGUCGUGACCUUCCAGGGCCGGGUCACAGAGAGGGUCAGUCUGAUGGACAGGAGGGAACGAGCUUCAGGUGUUCGUCUGACGGUGUGUGACCAAAGUGGGCGGAGCCUCUGUGUGUACCUGGACCUAAGCCACACCCCCUACCCACCUGGUCUGUUGCCAGGUAACCAGGUGCUGCUGUCAGGGUUCCUGAGGAGGAUCUCCAGGUCAGGCAGUGUGUACUGCUCCCUCUCACCUGUCAGCUGCAUUACAGUGACAUCACUGGGAGACUGCAGCAGCUUGGCCCCGCCCCCUGCUCCCAGCAUGCACCUGGCCCACUGGGCCUCCAGCAGGACUGUUGAGGCCCAGGUCAAAGGUCACCUGGUCUGUGUCCUUCACCUGCAGCUGCAGUGGAGCUGCAGCCAUCAGGGGGGUGAAUAUACACAGGUCUGCAGCUCUCAGUGUGGAUCAGCCACCUUCCAGGCCACAGCGAGGUUGGUGUUUGACGACGGGACGGCAGAGGCUCAUGUCUGGUUGUCGGGGCGACCGGUCCAGACUGUGCUGGGAUUGGCCGAUUCCCAGUGGGCGGGGCUCCAGAGAGCCGUCAGGGUCAGAGGUCACAUCCACGUGUUUCCUGGGGGGCGGAGCCUGGUCAGUACCUUUCUCUGAUUGGCUCUCAUCCCAGAGGAAAAUAUAAGUGAAACGAUGUCAGACAGAAACACUGAAUCCACUCAAGGUUUCCCCAGAGUAUUAUAAGCCUGGCAGCCCACCAGGCUUUUCUAGCCCCCGCCAGGCUAAGCGUUGCCCGUUUUUGUUUUUAAGAAAAUAAUAAUUUAAAAUAAUUAUUUUUAAAAGCCAGAUUGAAAGUGUCUGUUACUCUGAGCGUUUCACUAGCAAAGCAGAUUUAUUCCCAACGGAUGAGUUUAUAACAGAUGAGUUUAUCGUUGAUGCAUUUAAAGCCAGGAGAGCGACCAAUCACAGCGCUGGAUCCUCUGCUUGAUCUCUUAGGUUUACCUCAGCGCGCCUCCUUUCACUCAAACUGGACCCAGUCUGACCUGUAUGGAUAUUUACAUCAACCUCCUGUGAGGAAUUAUGAUUCUUUAGAGAACUCCACAUCAGGGUAGGAGUUUAAACCCACCAUGUUGCUCUGGUUGCACAGCUCUACGUGAACCACAGGAAUAACUUGUAGUCGCUUUCAGAGGAGCAGUGAGGAUGAUUUAUAUUUGUGAACCAACAGUUAUAUGGGUCGUUUCCAUCUCAACUCGCUGCCCAGCGUCUGUCUCUGUCUUCCCUGUAAAGUUCAUGUCUGUGAUCCCGGUUGGUCGGAGCGUUAGCGGCUAACCAACC
Molecule: messenger RNA, 2691 nt
Organism: Poecilia latipinna (sailfin molly)
Lineage: Eukaryota; Metazoa; Chordata; Actinopteri; Cyprinodontiformes; Poeciliidae
Product: CST complex subunit CTC1-like
Exons: 14
Coding region: 1-2013 (670 amino acids)
Biological process (GO): telomere maintenance via telomere lengthening; positive regulation of DNA replication
Cellular component (GO): CST complex
Molecular function (GO): single-stranded DNA binding; telomeric repeat DNA binding
Source: RefSeq, a predicted model, not a curated record